GGAGCAGGAGAAUUGUCAAUUCCAGCAGGAUCAUCAGCUACUAGCUGUACUAGCGACAGGAUCUUAAGCUCCUCAAGCGACUUCAAUCCCAGGAGGAAGCAAUGAUAUUGGGCCAUACUGUACAGCCAUGGAUCUUCACCGGGACCUCUUCACGGGACAGGAGGAUUUGCCCACUGUGGAGAAAUUGCAAAAGAGAACAGAAUGUCAAAUAUGGGAAUUGCUAGAAUAUUGAUCAAGUUAGGUGGUGUUUCUGCUAACGACCAUUAAGUUUGUAAUUAUGUUAAAGAGGUUGUAGCAAAGCACAAACAUAUUUUAAAAAAUGCUAAAGGUAUUGUACAGGAACAGAAAUUGUCCAGUCUACUAGAUGGGGAAUUCGUAGUCUUGAGAAGCAAGCAACUGAAGAAGCCAGACACUCCUAGGAAGAAGAAAAUGAGAGCGCAAAUCGCUGAAAUCAAGACGGAGAACAAAGGAGUCAAACGGAAAUUGGCAGGAAUGGAAGGAACGAUAGAAGACCAAAGGCAUCGUCUGGAGUUUCUAGAGGAGGAGCUUGCCAUGCGUAAAGCAAGACAGAUAGAAAUUGCUGAUUUCGGCACCCUAAAGGAUAGUUUUGUAUCCCUGUGCAACAAGAUGAAGAAAAUCACGGCAGAGUUUGAUCCAACUUGUCAGGAACUGAACGCCUACAAGAAAAAGUAUGAAGAAAAAGAAAAAGAACUGCUUGAAUUGGAGAAAAAACUUGUAGCAUGUCAAGGAAAACUUCAGAAAGUAAACGCCAGGAAUGUUAACAAGAGGAUCAAAAGGAGAGAUGAAAGCAUAACAAAGCUGAAGGAUGAAAAUGCAGAAUUAUCUACUCUCAUCCAAGAGUUGAGAGAAGAUCUUGAACAGAGCAGAAAACCAACUCAGCUCAUCAAAAGAUAGAGUGCAAUCCAUGCAAGCGCAUUCUAAACAUAUCAACCAAUCUCAGAGAAAAGUCUAUGACCAAGACAGGUAUCUCCGGCGACGGCAUACAUCUGGUGCAGACGUGCAGGAUCUGAUGGACCUGAAGGAGAAAGUGUCGUUCCUAGAGAAGAGGAAUAAGGAAUUGGAGGAAGUGAUAGGUUUAACCCUAUUUAGCCCGGGGGG
Molecule: messenger RNA, 1119 nt
Organism: Strongylocentrotus purpuratus (purple sea urchin)
Lineage: Eukaryota; Metazoa; Echinodermata; Echinoidea; Camarodonta; Strongylocentrotidae
Exons: 2
Coding region: 430-915 (161 amino acids)
Source: RefSeq, a predicted model, not a curated record